CUUAAUACCAUCCUCUCAAUCUCAUAAAUUUAACCCCUUCCAACUAAAAUUCCUAUAAAUUUUCAUCAAACGCGUUUUUUUUUUUUCAUCAAACGCGUUCCAAUUUUUUUUUUGCUAAAGGGAUGCGCGUAUUAAACCUAACGUUUUAAUUAAAAUCUGUAAAAUUUCAAGAUUUCAAAAUGAAUUCAGAUUUAUAUCACAUUUUCAACUUCUUUCAUUAAAUUAAACACAAUCCAACUUUCAUUCAUUCAUUAAAAUCAAUCUCAAUUGACUGGUUAUCAUGUCCUACCAUUCAAGACAACCGUCAGUUGCAUCCUCUUUAUUAUCAUCUUCCACUUUCAACACCUCACAGAUUAAUAAAAUUGGACCAUGGAAAUUAGGUAAAACUUUAGGAAGAGGUUCCACUGGUCGUGUCCUUUUAGCUGAAAACAUCAACACAAAUCAAAAAGCUGCAGUUAAAGUUGUUUCAAAAUCAAUUUUAAACAAUUUAGAAUCUUCAAUCUCUGAUGAAAAAGGUCGUGACGCUGCUGGAUUAGCUUAUGGUAUUGAAAGAGAAAUCAUCAUCAUGAAAUUAUUAAACCAUCCAAACGUGCUAAGAUUAUAUGAUGUUUGGGAAACUUCAAAAUCCCUAUAUUUAAUCUUGGAAUACGUGGAAGGUGGUGAAUUAUUUGAUUUAUUAGUGGAAAAAGGUCCAUUAUUAGAGAAGGAAGCUAUUCGUUACUUCACUCAAAUUAUAUUAGGUGCUUCAUAUUGUCACGCCUUGGGGAUUUGUCAUCGUGAUUUAAAACCUGAAAAUUUAUUACUUGAUCAUGAUUUGAAUAUCAAAAUUGCAGAUUUUGGUAUGGCUGCCCUGGAGAAUAAUGAUCGUUUAUUAGAAACUAGUUGUGGUUCUCCUCAUUAUGCUGCUCCUGAAAUCGUUUCUGGUAAACAUUAUCAUGGGUUUGAAAGUGAUGUUUGGUCUUGUGGUGUUAUAUUAUUUGCAUUGUUAACAGGUAGAUUACCAUUUGAUGAUGAAAAUAUUAGAAAUUUAUUAUUAAAAGUUCAAAAUGGUGUUUUCGAAAUGCCUCAGGAUAUUUCCAUUGAAGCUCAGGAUUUAAUCUCCAAAAUGUUGACAGUGGAACCUUCGAAAAGAAUUAAAACUCAUGAAAUUUUAAAUCAUCCUUUAUUAUUAAAAUACCCUUUAAAUCAAUCAGAUUUGAAAACUUUGAAUGAAUUACCAAGUCCAAACACUUAUCUCAACCAAAUCAAUUCAAUUGAUGAAAUCGAUGAUCAAAUCUUGGAUAAUUUAGUUAUAUUAUGGCAUGGACGUGCUAAAGCUGAAAUUAUUGAAAAUUUAUUGAAACCUCAUUCAACAACUGAGAAAAUUUUCUAUUUCUUAUUAUUACGUUAUAGACAUACCCAAUCUUUAACAAGUAAUAAUAACAGUUUGGCUAGAUCUUUAUCAAUUGCAAAGUCUGUUCAAAAUGGUGGGUCUGUUUCAAAUUCAAGUGGUUCCUCCAAGACAACAACUCCAAAGAAAAACAGAAGAUCAGUUAUUAGUGUUAGUUCUUCUCAUAAGAAACCAGUUUCUUUCAACACAAAGAAUAGAAGAUCUAUUAAAGAUAUUAAUGAAUUAAACACACCACCUGUUCCAAAAACAAUUAUUGAUGAAUUUAAGGCAAAUAAUGUUGGUACUGGAAUUACAAAAUCAACUUCCAAAAGAAGAAGUAUGAGAACUUCAAUCUUGACAUCAAAGAGAAAUUCAAUCACAACUAGGUUGAUUUCAGUCUAUGCUAAAUUAGCAAAUGAUAAUGAUUGGGAAUAUAUUGAUAAAGAAGCUAAAAGAACAAGUUCAAAUUUUGCAACUCUUUGUGAUGAAAUUUUUGAUCAUGAAAAAUAUGAAAAAUUAAGAUUAGAGAAGGAGGAAUUAGAAAGACAAUUGAAAUUACAAGAGGAAGAAUUGCGUAAACAAGAGGAACUUGAAAGACAGAAAUUGGAAGAUGAAAGAAUUGCUGAAUUGAAAAGACAAGAGGAAAUAGAAGCUGCUAAAGAACCAAAAUUACAAAAUAAUAAAAUCCGUUCAACUUCAGGUCCAACACCUCAAAGAAAUUCUCAAUUAUUGGAUAAAGAUGAAAUCUCCAAGAUUCAACAAAGAGCAAUUUCUCAUCCUUUAGAAUCAAGACCAAAAUCAAAAUUAGAUCCAGGUUUAAAUUUUAAUCAAGAUCAAAAGAAAAAUUCAAAAUUCAAUUAUUAUGAUGAAAAUGAUUCAAUUGUUCAAGCUAUAAGAAGAUCAAAAUUCCUUGGUUCAAAAUUUGACCUAGAUUUGAAAAGACAAUCAAUUUCAAAUCAACAAAAGCAAGUCUCCAAGAAUUUUGAAGAUGAAAAAAUUGUGGAUAAACAUGAAAAUGGGUUUAAUGGUCCUAAAACUAUUGCAGAAGUUAAAAUUCCUCAAGUUACUAGAAAAUCUCGUCAUUUUUCAAAUUCAAACAAGAGAUUAUCUGUAUUAUCAAUCUAUUCAACAAGAAAUUCAUUUACAAAUUUAACUUCAUUAAAAGAAUUGGAUAACACUUAUAAACCAUCUCCAUUAAUCCCAGAAGAGGCUGAAUUCUCAACUUCAAAAUCUAAAUCAAGUGGUCUAAGAUUAAGUUAUGCUGAUCGUUUAACCGCAUUACAAGAAUCUCAAGAAGAAUCAACACCAGUUGUUAAUCCUCAAGAUGACAAGAAACUACAUGCUGAUGAUUCAAUGUAUAAAGGUUUGAAUAUCCCUGAUUUACCUGAUCAUUAUGAACCUAUCAAACCUAAAAGAAAAUCCACAAUUAAAGUGGAAAUCCAUGAUGAUGAUGAACAAGAACCUGAAGUUGAACCAAAACCAUUACCAAAACCUAAAAGAUCAGCUCCUUCACCUCCAAAAGAGAUCAACCCUUCAGUGUCAACAACUAAAGUUACUAAAGCUCCAUUAGGUGAUGUUACUAAUGAUCUAAACAACAAGAGAACAGGUUCAAGUGGUGGUGGAUUUUUCAGAAAAUGGUCAUUAGGUAAAAAAGAUCAUGAACAAUUGAGCUCCAAUACUAAUAAUGGUGGGUUCUUUAGAAGAUUUAGUGGGAAUCAUUCAGUUCAACAAAAGACAUUAAACACAGUUUAUGAAUCCACUGAAAUGUAUCAAACUUUGAAAAGAUUAUUAUUAGGUUGGAAUGAUUAUGGUUUGAAAAACAUCAAGACAAAUGAUGAAUUGUUAUUAAUCGAAGGUGAAAUUUCUAAAAAUAAUAUAAUGAGUUUGAAUUCAACAAGGUUUAAAUUGAAUAUUGAACAGUAUGGUAAAAAGGGAAGUUGUAUCAAGUUUGAAAAAUUGAAAGGUUCUACUAAGAGUUUUAAAACUUUGAUUAAUGAGAUUGAAAGAAUUUUGAAUAGAGAGAAUGUAUUGGCA
This is a messenger RNA of Hansenula anomala, 3403 nucleotides long. RefSeq names its product protein kinase GIN4 (gene GIN4). NCBI's taxonomy places the organism in Eukaryota, Fungi, Ascomycota, Saccharomycetes, Phaffomycetales, Wickerhamomycetaceae. Gene Ontology annotation, cellular component: cytoplasm. Gene Ontology annotation, molecular function: ATP binding; protein serine/threonine kinase activity; tau-protein kinase activity. Gene Ontology annotation, biological process: intracellular signal transduction; microtubule cytoskeleton organization; protein phosphorylation. The record is from RefSeq and is a predicted model, not a curated record. The annotation marks the transcript as partial. The transcript has a single exon.